This is a messenger RNA of Blastomyces dermatitidis ER-3, 951 nucleotides long. RefSeq names its product guanine nucleotide-binding protein subunit beta-like protein. The coding region runs from base 1 to 951 and encodes 316 amino acids. Gene Ontology annotation, biological process: positive regulation of protein phosphorylation; rescue of stalled cytosolic ribosome. Lineage: Eukaryota; Fungi; Ascomycota; Eurotiomycetes; Onygenales; Ajellomycetaceae. Gene Ontology annotation, cellular component: cytosol; nucleus. Gene Ontology annotation, molecular function: translation regulator activity; ribosome binding; protein kinase C binding. The transcript has 4 exons. The record is from RefSeq and is a predicted model, not a curated record.
AUGGCUGAGCAGCUUGUCCACCGCGGGACCCUCGAAGGCCACAAUGGCUGGGUCACCUCCCUGGCCACUUCGUUGGAGAACCCCGAUAUGCUCCUUUCCGCCAGUCGCGAUAAGACCCUGAUCAUCUGGAACUUGACUCGUGAUGAUACCGCAUACGGAUAUCCCAAGCGGAGCCUUCAUGGCCACUCGCACAUUGUCUCCGACUGUGUGAUCUCGUCCGACGGUGCUUACGCGCUUUCUUCUUCGUGGGAUAAAACCCUUCGUCUCUGGGAAUUGGCUACUGGCAACACCACCAGAACUUUCGUUGGCCACACCAAUGAUGUUUUGUCCGUCUCCUUCUCUGCCGACAACCGCCAGAUCGUGUCCGGAUCCCGCGACCGGACCAUCAAGCUGUGGAACACCCUGGGUGACUGCAAGUUCACCAUCACCGACAAGGGACACACCGAAUGGGUCUCCUGCGUUCGUUUCAGCCCCAACCCCCAGAACCCCGUCAUCGUUUCUGCUGGCUGGGACAAACUCGUCAAGGUCUGGGAACUCUCAUCCUGCCGUAUCCAAACCGACCACAUCGGCCACACUGGCUACAUCAACACCGUCACCAUCUCCCCCGACGGAUCCCUCUGUGCCUCCGGUGGCAAGGAUGGCACCACCAUGCUCUGGGAUCUUAACGAGUCCAAGCACCUCUACUCCCUCCAAGCCGGUGACGAGAUCCACGCCCUCGUCUUCUCCCCCAACCGCUACUGGCUCUGCGCUGCCACCUCCAGCAGCAUCACCAUUUUCGAUCUGGAGAAGAAGAGCAAGGUCGACGAGCUCAAGCCUGAAUUCGUUGAGAAGGGAAAGAAGAGCCGUGAGCCUGAGUGCAUAAGCUUGGCUUGGAGCGCUGAUGGCCAGACUCUGUUUGCUGGAUACACUGAUAAUAAGAUCCGAGCCUGGGGUGUUAUGUCGAGAACGUAG